CUGACCUCAAAGCCGCCAUAGAUUCUGACCUCCACGUGAGACGUAGUUGCCGUCAGCACGGCCCGUGUAGCCACCAACCCCUAAGCCCUCACUAGAUCAGCAAUCGCCACCAGAUCGGACCCUUGCAGUUCGGCGUUCUAGUAAGCUAGCAGAUCUUCCCACGGAUUUAGUUUCCACCGUAACGGAGCACUGCUGCUGAGCACGUCUCGUUGUAAUCACACCAUGACGGACGCUGCUGGUUCGGUCGUUCCACGUCAUCUUCUCUCCAUAACCAUCUGCGCGGCGGCUGCUGGUUUCAUCGCGGCCGCGGCUCUGACGUACUACUACCGCCAGCGGCGGCAACGGCGCGAGCAGCGGGCGACAGACGGCGACGACGAGGCGGAUGCAGCGGUCCCGUUGAUCGCGGGCAACGCCGCCGCCGAGCCGGAUCCCACGCCUGCCGAGGCGGCGCCUCCGGGUGGUGAGGUGGCGGGCGGGGGUGCGGUCGCGGAGCGCGCAGGCGAAGCGUCAGUGGCGGGGAAGGCGAGCGCGGGCGGCGAGGGCGAGGGGGAGCGCGGCGUGCUGGUGGUGUACUGCAGCCAGACGGGCACGGCGCGACGACUGGCGGGCGCGCUGGUGGACGAACUGACGCGCGACGGCGUCGCAUGCCAGUUGCAAGACCCCGUGCUGUACGAGCCCGAGGAUCUUCCCAAGGAGCGCGCUCUGCUGCUCGUGGCGUCCACGUGGCAGCACGGCUCGCCGCCCGACCACGCCGCCUUCUUCCUGCGCUGGCUGCACGAGAGCGCCUCCGACUUCCGCGUCGGCGCCGCGCUCCUCGCGCCGCUGCGCUUCGGCGUCUUUGGGCUCGGGAGCUCCGCGUACGACGAGGCGGAGGGGGGAGAAGAGGGGGGAUCGGGUGAAGGAGGGGAAGGGCAAGGGGAGAAGGCGGAAGGGGAGGGGUGUUGUAACGGAGGAAUCGGUGAUCGCGGGAGUGAGGGUGGGCGGUGCGGGGAAGGGAGCGCUGUGUGCUGUAAAGAGGAGAUUAAGGGGGGAAAUUCAAGGGGAGACGCGGGCGGAGGGAAAGCGGGGGAGGGUUGUGAGUGCAGCGCGAGCGGCGGCAGCAGGGGCGGGCGGUAUUACAACGCGGUGGCGCGCGCAGCAGACGCGGAUCUAGCGGCGCUGGGGGCGUGGAGGCUGGCGCGCAUGGGGGAGUACGAUGAGGCGGAGGGGGAUGACGUGGACAGUGUGUUCCGCGACUGGGUCCACGCUGUCAAGGCCGCAUUGGCUGCUGCGAAGGGUGCUGCGGGCGCUACUGGGGAGGGCGGAUCGGGUGAACGGGAGACCGCGAAAACUGGCGCGGAGGGGGAAGAGGAGGAGGAGGAGGAGGAAGAUGAGGAGUACGAGGAUUACGAGGAGGAGGAGGACGAGGAGGAGGGGGGGCGCGUGGAGCCGGAGGGGUUCGUGGACUUGGAGGACAUGGCGGGGCGCCACGCGGACAGCCUGGGCGCCUGGGACUUUGGCGGCGUGUACACAGGCCCCGCGGGGGUGAAGAAGAAGUGGUUCGUGCGCAGUGGGAAGAAGGGCAAGGGGGAGGGCGCGGGGAGGGGUGGGCGGGGGAAGAGCGGGGGGACAGGCGGGGCAGGAGGUGGGAGUGGGGCGGCGGCGGCGGCGGAGGGUCCGAGGGAGAUGGUGACGCCCGUGCUGCGCGCUAACCUGGAGAAACAGGGCUACCGCGUGCUGGGGUCGCACAGCGGCGUGAAGGUGUGCCGGUGGACCAAGGCGCAGCUGAGAGGGCGAGGCGGCUGCUACAAGCACUCCUUCUACGGCAUCCAGAGCCACCUGUGCAUGGAGGCGACGCCCAGUCUGGCGUGUGCCAACAAGUGCGUCUUCUGCUGGCGCCACCACACCAACCCCGUUGGCAAAUCCUGGCGCUGGAAGGUGGAUGAGCCGGAGGACAUAGUGGAGGGGGCACUGGCAGGCCACGUUCAGAUGAUCCGACAGAUGAAGGGUGUGCCAGGCGUGAAGCCGGAGCGGUUAGCAGAGGCGAUGAGCCCGCGGCACUGUGCGCUGUCGCUGGUGGGCGAGCCCAUCAUGUACCCGCACAUCAACCGCCUGCUCGCCCUGCUGCACUCGCGCCGCAUCUCCUCCUUCCUCGUCACCAACGCGCAGUUCCCUGACAAAAUCACCGACCUGCACCCCGUCACCCAGCUGUACGUGAGUGUGGAUGCGGGCACCAAGGAGUCACUCAAGGCCAUCGACCGCCCGCUCUUCGGGGACUUCUGGGAGCGAUUCACGGCAUCGUUGUCCGCGCUGCACAGCAAGCAGCAACGCACGGUGUACCGGCUGACGCUGGUGAAGGGGUGGAACACGGACGAGCUGCUGGCGUAUGCACAGCUGCUCAAGCUGGGGCAGCCGGACUUCAUUGAAAUCAAAGGCGUCACCUACUGUGGCAGCACGGGAGCGUCGUCUCUGACGAUGCAGAAUGUGCCGUACCACGAGGACGUGCGGCAGUUUGCAGCAGCGCUGGCGCGCGCGGCAGGCGAGGCGGGUGCGGGGGAGUAUGAGCUGGCGUGUGAGCACGAGCACUCGUGCUGCGUGCUGCUGGCGCAGACCAGCAAGUUCAAGGCGCCCGACGGCACGUGGCACACAUGGAUCGACUAUGACAAAUUCCACCAGCUGGUGGCGAGUGGGCAGCCUUUCAGCAGCAGCGACUACACGGCCCCCACGCCGCCCUGGGCCGUGUACGGCGCCAAGGAGGCGGGGUUCGACCCGCAGGAGACGCGCGUGCGCAGGGAGAAGAAGGCAGGCACACAGUGAGGGGCAUGAGGAUUGGAGGGGUUGAAUAGCAAGGGGGGCGGGGGGAGGGAGAGGGGUGAGAAGUUGUGUGGAGUGCGUUAUGCUUGAUGGGUUACUCAUUACGUUGUACUGCCAUGAGUUACUCAUUCAUUUGCUGUAGUGGGAAAUGCAUAUACCGGUACCAG
This is a messenger RNA of Closterium sp. NIES-67, 2960 nucleotides long. The record is from the annotation of a GenBank genome assembly. Lineage: Eukaryota; Viridiplantae; Streptophyta; Zygnematophyceae; Desmidiales; Closteriaceae.